Molecule: messenger RNA, 5800 nt
Organism: Caretta caretta (loggerhead turtle)
Lineage: Eukaryota; Metazoa; Chordata; Testudines; Cheloniidae
Gene: DEDD
Product: death effector domain containing
Biological process (GO): regulation of apoptotic process; extrinsic apoptotic signaling pathway via death domain receptors; apoptotic process
Cellular component (GO): nucleolus
Molecular function (GO): protein binding; DNA binding
Source: RefSeq, a predicted model, not a curated record
GUUACCCGGAUGUUGCUCCUGCUCUAGCGGCAGCGGCCGCCUCCCUCGGACGGGGAGAGAAGCUGACGGAUCCAAUAUGGCCGCCCUGAUCCUGAGGAGAGAGUGAGAGGCCUAGGGAGCCCGGGGCAGCCCCCCAGUCCGACAGCAGCAGCCCCUGGGGGUGGGGAAAGGAGGAGCGGGGGGAACCAGCCCCUGCAAAGGUCCAAGCUCCCCCCAGCUCCUGCCACCCCCCCCGGGCCCUGGGUGUCCUGUUCUCUGGGGGGAGGGGCAGCCUCUAGCUGAUCCUGGGGGGAGGGGAGCACUUGCCAUAGCCCCCCUGUGCCAGCUCCCACUGAGCCCCACCUCCUGGGGUACGGGGGGGAUGGGGAAGAGAGGGUAGAGAGCAGGCAGCUAGGAGGGUCCCUGGGUUGAUCGUUGCUGGGGAGGAGCGAGCCAUUCAUUUCUAGCUUCCCAUCAGCCCUCUUUCCCUGGGAUCUUUAUUUUUGUUGGGGGGAGGGAAAGGGGCAAUAGAGCUGGAGAGAGACGCAUGACAGGCAGGUGGAGAGUCUCAGGGUGGCUUUUUCGGGGGGAGGGGGAGAAAUAAGCCAGUUAAAAACAUCCACAUUUUCCAGCUUCUCAUAAACCCAGUUUUCCUGAUUUAUUUUUUAUCUGAGGAGGCAGGAUUAAAUGUGUAUAUUGACGUGUGGGAGAGGAGGGGAUCAUCUCUGGGGGGGAGAGUUGCAGAAAUUAAAACAAGACACUUUAAAAACCUUUUCUCAGCUUCACAUUAAACCAAAUUUCCCUGGCCUAGGAAGGGAGAGAAAAGGGGGUCAGGGACAGGAAAGUAGGACUAGAACUGCAUAUUGAAAUGUGGGAACUGCUAGGUAGUUAUAGCAAAUAUUAGUUAAUAAAAAGGGAGGAAAGAAGCAAUCACAGGUAAAAAGCAAGCUGUGUGAUGACAUUAAGCAUCUUCAGAUAACCCUAUUUUGGUGGGUUAGUUAUAUUUUGGGAGCUUAUUUUUAAUUUCUGGGGGAGUCAGAGUUUUAAUUUUUUUUAAUAUUUAAAAAGAAUGUAGGAAGAUACAGCUGUAAAAAGUGGGGAAGAGCCUUAAAGUGGAACAGCUGCGUGGCAAGCCAGUUUUCUGAAAAUUUAACCCCCAAUUUCUAAAUCUCCUGCUUUUGGAGAGGGGUCUGUUCUUUGGGGUAAAGUAGUAUUAUGGGAAGAGUGUGUGUGGGGGAAGACAAGCACUAAAAGUAAAAUCACAAUUAAAAAUAAAAAGGAAAGUACAGGUUGAAUUUUCAAGUAUUUCGGAGAUUCUAAUGACUUUUUCUUGGUUAUUGUGGUAGAGUCUCUACUUAAAUUUCCCAGAAAUUCAGUUAGUUCUAAUAAAACUAGAACAAAAUAACUUGGGAGCAGAGGAAAGUAGACAAACCCUCCUUUUAAAAAAGAGAUCAUCUCUGUUUUUGCAAGAGUGGCAAAGGAACUGCUAGUAAUAAGGAAACAGAGACGCGUCAAAGCUUUAGAAAAAUGUUUUUAAAAGAAAUGACCUAGAGGGUGCAGGAUAGAUUUUGGAUCUUCCCCUCCUCCCCUUCCUUUUCUCAGUGGGGUGAGAUAGAUGGGGAGAUUUUGGCAUCAGAGUUAUUAGGAAAAUUCUUUAGGCAAGUGUACCUGUUUUAAUACCACACUCUGAUGCUCUAACUGUAGAAGUUAGGCUUCCCUGACACGAGAGCCAUACUGUAAAAUCAUUCACAAAGAGCUUAAGCUGUUCUGCUGGGUUUUUUGUUUAUUUAAAAAGUAAAGUAAAAGGGAGGAAUAGAAGACUCUUUAAAAAUUCUUGUUCAGCCCCAUGUUCGAAUCAGUGCAGUAGAGCGGAUAUAAACAAGACAAGAAGAGCUUCAAAUUAAGGGUUGUCUGAAGCUGUGUGCACAUAUGUGUGAAGAAGACAUAUACCUUAAGGGUUGCAGUGCUGCAAACAGCCCCCCAAUCCUUUGGAAUUGGGUGGCACGUGGCAGGAUCAGCCGUCGUGCAGGAUGGACACCUUGAAACGGAGUCGAGCACAAGCCUGGCCAGAGGAGACUGGGGACAGGGAGCAUGGACUCUAUAGUUUGCACCGCAUGUUUGACAUUGUGGGCACUCACCUGACCCACCGGGACGUACGUGUGUUGUCCUUUCUUUUUGUGGAUGUGAUUGAUGACUACGAGAGGGGGAUGAUCCGCAGCGGCCGGGACUUCCUGCUGGCACUAGAAAGGCAGGGCCGCUGUGAUGAGACCAACUUCCGCCAGGUGCUGCAGCUGCUGAGGAUUAUCACGCGCCAUGACCUAUUGCCCUAUGUCACGCUGAAGAGGAGAAGGGCCGUGUGCCCAGACCUUGUGGACAAGUACCUAGAAGAGACGUCCAUUCGUUACGUGAUGCCCCGAGCUCACAGCGACGCAGAGCAUGGUCUCGCCCCCCCCCACAAAUCAGUGCCUCCCCAUCACCCUGUGGUCUGCCGCUCCUCCACUGGACCUCCAAUCUGUACCAAGAGGCCUGGCCGUGGGAGAGCCCUCCUCAGUAGCCAGCAUAAGAGGAGGAAGUCAAUGACACCGGAUCCUAAAGAGAAACAGACUUGUGACAUCCGCCUGCGAGUGCGAGCCGAGUACUGCCAGCACGAGACGGCGCUCCAGGGCAACGUCUUCUCCAACAAGCAGGAUCCCCUGGAGCGGCAAUUCGAGCGCUUCAACCAGGCCAACACCAUCUUAAAAUCCCGGGACCUGGGUUCGAUCAUCUGUGACAUAAAAUUCUCAGAGCUCACCUACCUCGACGCCUUCUGGCGCGACUACAUAAACGGCUCUUUGCUGGAGGCCCUCAAGGGCGUCUUCAUCACGGACUCGCUCAAGCAAGCCGUGGGCCACGAGGCCAUCAAGCUGCUGGUCAACGUGGACGAGGAGGAUUACGAGGUUGGGCGCCAGAAACUCCUGCGGAACUUGAUGCUGCACACGGCCCCUUGACCCUCCCCCAGGCUUGGCCUUGGCGGCUCUUUGGGAGCCAAUCGUUUCAUUUUUUUUUAAAAGGAAAAAUCAUUUAAAUACCCACCGCCCCCCUGGUCCCCACCCAGCACCACCGCCCCCCAGCAAACUCCUGCCAAGUGCUGUGUAACUGUAGGACCCGCCUGAGCGGGAGGAGGGCUAUGCUGCCACUUAGCCAGCUCUCUGGUGGCCCCAGCCCAGCCGAGAGUCCAUGAUACCUGGGGCAACCCAGAGAGCAACUCCCCGCUCUGCUCCAGGAGCCUGGCUGGAGGACGCCGAACCGCCCAGCGGUAGGAGGAAGGGAGAGCUGCCGGCAGGAGCGCUGGGUGCUCACGUGUCCUCCCCCCCCCCCCGGUUCUCUUGUGCUGGUUUUUCUUUUAUACGGUCUUCUUUUUAAAAAAGGCAGAACUGUCAUGUGGCACCGGGGCCCUGUGCGUGUGGGGGAUGCGGGGCAGAGAUGGGCUGGGGAGGUGGGACUCUUGAUUAUUCACUUUAAUAAAAAUGAACGAGUGCAGCGGGAGCUGUGUGCGUGUGGAAUGAACAGCGUGCGGGGGGGCCUGGGCCAUUGGCCUUCCAUUGCUGGGAGCCCGUUUCCACCAGUCCACUUCGCACUCAGCUGGCGAUCCAGCAGGGGUGCCCUUUAGCCAGUUUGGGUAUCUUUCCAGGGUGGGAUGGUGGGGAGGGAGGCUGAGCUAAGGCGAUUGCUGUCCCAACCCCUGGCGGGGUCCUGUGGCAUCAUCUGCUCGAGGCUGGGCAGGCUUGUUUCAGGAGUAACAUCUGCACGAAUGGAGCCCAUGCUGUUAAUCUGCCUCCAGAGGCAAGAGCUAAUUGUUGAGUCAGUGUUCCCUUCUCCCAGCCUGUGCCUUUGUUACCCCCUUCCCUGCAAUCCUCCCCCCAUCCCUGCCAGGCCAGCAUCUGCCUCUGACCCCAGAGAGGAAACCUGAGCAAGGGCCUCCCUGCCCUGCCCAUCUGAUGCAUAGAGCUGGUCGGACCCAGCCACAGCUGCUCCCCCCAGAGCUGAGAGAUGCUUGCAGGCCCAGCAGGAGAGUUCUGCGCAUGGAGAUGUGCACCCUCGCUCCCUUGGCCUGCAGGGCGGGAACGCAUGGGGGCAAGGCCAGGCUUUUGGGAUGUUCAGGGACGGUGUCACAGCAGCAGGGCCUGGGGGUGGUGAGCGACCAACCCUGGCCUAUGUCACAGAUGAUGCCCCAAUGUCUCCCUCUUGCUGCUACAAGGCUGGGCCCAGCAGCGGUGCAGAUUCCUCUGGUGGUGGGGUUGGCUGUGUCUCGUGGGCUGUGCAGCAGGGAGGGAUGCAGUGGGGCAGAUGGUAGAGUAAGACUUUGGCACAGGGCCCAUUCCCAACUGGGAAGAAGAUGGCUCCUGUUUGAUCCUACCCCAUAACGGAAGGUUUGAGAGUUAAAUUUGUUCCCCCUGCCCAGAUGUACAGACUCCAGCUGGGAACCUAGAGGUGGGGAAAAAUCCGAGGAGGGGCCAAUCAGGGUGGUGCUGCCUGGUUUGCUCCCGGUCAGCUCCUUGGCGCUGGGUCUUGUCUGUCUGUUGCUGGCACUGGACGUCCAUCCCAGGAGGAAGGAGCUGCUCCCAACAGGCAGGACUAGGAGGUGCUGUCCUGCAUUAGGCCCUGUCUAAUUACAGCGAUGGCUCUGGGGCCAGCAAGCUGGCUGUUUGCAAAGCACCUGUCACCUCGGGGCUGGCCCUCUGCCUGCCCCUCCCUUACAAUCCCCAUGGCUGAGAGAGAGCCCUCGCCCAGCAUGGGGAGUGGGGCUGGCUAAAGCAGUAACACGCUAGAGGCUGCGGUCUGAGCACCUCCUGCCACUGCACGCAAGAUGCCACAGGUGGCCUGGGCCAGUGGCUGGCUUAGCUGCAUAUUUUUAAUUUUGGGCUGACUUUUGUUACUUUUUGGUAACAGGCCUCUGGGCUUGUUCCCUCCUCUCUCCCCUCCUGCUGACCCCAGAACUUGGUGCGAGGGCAGACCUAGCCAGUUACGUGCCCACUUGGUAACAUCAUGUCAGGGAUACAGUAGGCCUGGGGCUGAGUGGGCUUGUCAGUGAAAUGGUCAUUCUCAGUACCAAUCUUCCAGGAGCCACGAGUGCAUUUUAAUUGGAAAAUUCUCUUCCUCCCCAGUUCUUUUCCUGGUAACUCAAGUAAACACCCCAGGAUUUAGGAGCUGCAAAUCUAAAGCAGCUCCACAGAACUCCACACUGAGUUGAGGGAGAACAAAUGGGUCUGAGGGUUAUUUUUGCUGCAUUUGAUUUUCUUCUUCCCAUCCUCCCAAAUCUCUGCUGAGCUGUAGGACGUUUUCCCUAUCGGUUCAGAUGCUCAAAGGUAUGCAGGUGCCCAACUCCCAUGAGGAGAUACGCACCUCCGUACUUCUGAGGAGCUGUGCCUUGAAAGACUGUUGAAAGCCAGAUCAGUGCACGUGGGGUGGAGGAAUGUUUGUUACAGAUUGUUGCCUCCCUACCCGGGCAUGGGCAGAGGGAUAAGAAAGAGGGUGUUGUGCUUACCGAGUCCCCAUCCAACGAAGCUGGCAUGUGAUAGCCCUGCAGGCUGCAACCCUCAUGCCUUGAUGGGGUUGUUUGGUGUGUGUGUGUGUGUGUGUGUGUUGAUGCAUUUUCUAUCCACAGGCUGUCUCAGUUGAGAGCGUGUAGACCCCUCCCUCCCCGCACACACCUCCCUGUUUAAGGACAAUUCUGGCACAAACUGUGUAAUUUCUGUGACUCUUCUGUAUUUUUUAAACUUCCAAUAUAACAGUCAUAAUCCCCAUGUAGCUUUCAGUUUUCUUGAAAUAAACAUCUACUGCA